UCUAGACAAAACCAUCAAUGCAAGCUAACUUAUCUCCCCCUUUUCUUGGUUUCUCUCACUAUAUUUCUAGAAAGAGAAGCUGAAUUUUUGUGUCAAAAAAUAAGAUCAGAAGACACCCUUUUGGGUGAAUUUUUGUUCUGAUUAAAGAGCCUUAAUAUGGUGGGAAUUUUUUCUAGAUUUUCUGUCAGCAGAGCUGGCCAUCGUCGAGCUCAAAGUGCACUUGAUGAAGCAGAAGUGUUGCCCCCAAAUACAGAGACAAUUGGUGCUGUUACUUUAGCUGGAGCUUCCUCUAUCAACCCUCAUGGUAUUGAAAUUGCAGUUGAGUUCAAACCAGUUGAACACCCGACUGAGCCUCUACAUAAUGAUCGGCCAAUUCUAUGUCCAUUACCAGAACCUUCAAUAUUGAAUGAUGGGAGAAUAUGGAAGGAGCGAGUGUCUGCAGUGCGAAGAAGGGCUGAUAUUCCUGUUGUGCAGGAAGGAACAACUGCAGGGUCUGAGGCUGCUGGAACAAAACCUAGACCAUCGAUGAAUCGGGUUAUUCUUCCGUCAAUCAGUGCACCUGAACACAGUAUCCUCAAACUACUGGAGGAAUCUGGAAUCUAGCUGAUGCAUUGCUGAACCUGUCUCAGAGUACACUUGUUAUACCAGAUAAACCUGAUGAAAUUUCAUAUUUUACUUCUUUCCAAGUUUCUCUUCUUGCUUCCAAUGAAAUGUUUGUAAUUCAAUUUUAUAGGAAAUUUCACACAUUUGAGUGUAAAUAUUUCUUCUCAUACUGAUUGAAAUAUAGUUUCCAAUUGCUCA
Messenger RNA from Solanum tuberosum (potato), 801 nucleotides. RefSeq lists its product as uncharacterized. NCBI's taxonomy places the organism in Eukaryota, Viridiplantae, Streptophyta, Magnoliopsida, Solanales, Solanaceae. The transcript is spliced from 3 exons. The coding region runs from base 157 to 603 and encodes 148 amino acids. The record is from RefSeq and is a predicted model, not a curated record.